CUCCCCGCUCGCUCCUCCCAUGUGUUGUGGGGCUGGAGGCAGCUCUGACCCCUCCCAGGGAGGGAGCUGGGCAGAGGCAGCCGAGUUCUUUCAGCAGAGCCUGAUCAAGGACCUCAUCCUGCCAAACCCCAUCCCUCCUGCUCCCAGCAACCGGGAUCUCGCCGGGCGGCUUCGCUGAACCCCUGCGGGCACUGUCCUGUCCAGCUCGACCCAGCAAGGGACAGAGAUGGUGGCCACCUGCCUGCACCUGGCUGGAUUUGUCUGCAGUUUUAUAGGGUGGAUCGGGGUGGUUGUGGCGACAGCCACCAACGACUGGGUGGUGACCUGCGGCUACACCAUCACCACCUGCAGGAAGAUGGAUGAGCUGGGAUCCAAGGGGCUGUGGGCAGACUGUGUCAUGGCAACAGGUCUCUAUCACUGCAAGCCCCUCGUGGACAUCCUCAUACUGCCAGGGUAUGUCCAAGCAUGUCGAGCACUGAUGAUCGCCGCCUCCGUCCUGGGCCUUCCUGCCAUAUUCCUGCUGAUAACGGUCCUGCCCUGCAUCCGGAUGGGCCACGAGCCUGGAGCAGCCAAGUACCGGCGGUCCCAGCUGGGAGGGAUCCUCAUCAUCCUCCUGGCCAUGUGCGGUGUCGUCGCGACGAUCUGGUUCCCGGUGUGCGCCCACCGCGAGACCACCAUCAUGAGCUUCGGCUACUCCCUGUACACGGGCUGGAUCGGCUCUGCCCUCUGCCUCUUCGGUGGCUGUGUCAUCGUCUGCUGCUCGGGAGAUGCCCAGACGUUCGGUGAGAACCGCUUCUACUACGGCUCGGGGUCCAGCUCCCCCACCCACGCCAAGAGCGCGCACGUGUAACCGCCCCGGGGACGCCCCACGGCUGCCGUCGGAUGCUUUGGCUGGUCUCGGCUCUGGCACAGUUGGGGAGAGAGGAUAGGGAGGAAGGCUGUCCUCUCCCACCGGGCGAAUGUUUCUCUUUUGGAACAAGAGGAGGGGACUUUUCUGCCUUUCUCUGUAAAUACUUUUGUAUCAGUUUCAUCAUUUUAGUAACAGUAUUUCCCCCACCCCCACAGUCAUCAGUAUGAAGGAAACCGAACCCAAAGGUCCUAAUGACGCGGUAGAUAACAGUGCCUUUUCAAAUAGUUAUAAAUGACUUUGGGGGCUCUUAUCCCCACCCUCUGGUUUAGUUUCUUAUCUUUCUUUUGUACAGACCAGUUACUAAAAAUGUAUUUUUACAUUUUUUUAAACUCCUCGCUUUCCUCCUCUAAGUUUGUGUUCUGUAUUGCCUCGUUAAAGCACCACAUUUUAACAUGCAGUAUAAUGUACCUGUUACAAUACAAUUCUGGUGAGUACUGAUGAUGCCUUUGUACUUUCAGUGAAAUACUGUACAAUAAAUAACAGAGUACCUGCAA
Pseudopipra pipra is the source of this 1404-nucleotide messenger RNA. RefSeq names its product claudin 11 (gene CLDN11). Gene Ontology annotation, biological process: cell adhesion; bicellular tight junction assembly. Bases 227 to 850 code for a protein of 207 amino acids. Gene Ontology annotation, cellular component: bicellular tight junction; plasma membrane. NCBI's taxonomy places the organism in Eukaryota, Metazoa, Chordata, Aves, Passeriformes, Pipridae. Gene Ontology annotation, molecular function: structural molecule activity. The transcript is spliced from 4 exons. The record is from RefSeq and is a predicted model, not a curated record.